Messenger RNA from Frieseomelitta varia, 11776 nucleotides. Its product is annotated as mucin-5AC-like. The record is from RefSeq and is a predicted model, not a curated record. The coding region runs from base 314 to 8164 and encodes 2616 amino acids. Gene Ontology annotation, molecular function: transcription corepressor activity; protein binding. Gene Ontology annotation, biological process: negative regulation of transcription by RNA polymerase II. The transcript is spliced from 12 exons. Gene Ontology annotation, cellular component: nucleus. NCBI's taxonomy places the organism in Eukaryota, Metazoa, Arthropoda, Insecta, Hymenoptera, Apidae.
CAUUCUCGGAGGUGAACUGUUACGGAGCCAUUGUGCGGCGGUCGUGCCGGCAUUAAAACCGCCUAAUCGAAUGCAGCAACCUUGGGAAGGCUUGGAAAGAAGGUCCGCCACGGACCUCGAGGAUGCAGAGACAAAGCCGGAGUAGCUCGGAGGUGGAGGUUGCGCUUAUGCGCCCCGUAAGCACGGCUGGCUAAUAGCACACCACGGCCUAUCCCUGACACCCUGCAGCCACACCAGGUAAAUUCACGUUGGAUUACCAGUUGCUUUCUAUGAAUCGGGCCUGCAUCAGUUUCGGACCAGCAGUCGGCGUGACAUGGAUGUGAGCUUCACGAACGUAUUAGAGGGGGCUCGCCAGUACUUCCAGGGACUGCCAGUACCGAGUACAGGUAGUGCGGCCGCGUCAGCGGAGCACAGUCUCGCGACAUCAACGAGUUCCACCUCGACCGUAUCGUCGUCACACGACCAUGGCACUGCCUCGUCCGUGGCUCUCUCGUCGCCAUCCGUACUGCAAGCACCACCGCCAUUACCGAUACCGCCGCAAUCGACUCCGAGCGGCAAUGCGAGCACCGCUAACGCUGGUAACAGCGGAGGCAGCGGCAGCAACAACGACCAGGAAACCAGCCGAUAUCUCAACAACGUCAGACCGUCGUCGGUGGACAACGGCACGACCAGCUCCAGCAGUUUUUGGAGUCCGUCCGUCGAACCUUAUCCUCCUCAACCAACGAGGGUCGAAGUGCCAGACACGAGGCCGGGUGACGACGGAUCGUCCAUGGAGCCAAGUUCCUCGUCGUCGAAUAUCAUCACUUUAACGGAGAUGCAACCGUCGAGCAGGCGGUCUUCGUCGACGUCAAAUUUCUCACAGAAACAAUCGACCCCCUCGACCCCAUCGUCGUCGUCGUCGUCAUCGUCGUCGUCGUCGUCGUCGUCGUCAUCAUCGUCGUCUUCGUCGAUCUCGACGUCGUCCAACGAUCUUCAUCAUCAUCCGCAACCGACGACCGCGACAGCGCCGAGUUCGCCGCAUUUGCAUCAAAUGCAACCACCUCAACAGCCGCACUCCCCUGGUCCGGUCUAUCAACAGUUGAACCCCGUCUCGAGGACUUCGUUCACCACUGCGGAAAUACUCGCUACGUCGCACCAGGCGGCGACUUAUCAAACUGCCAACGAUCGACAGUCGCAGUCGAACGCGCCAGUCGUAGCACAAAGAACUCAGUACUAUCCCCGUUAUCACCAUCCGGACAUCACGAAAAGCGCCCCGGUUCCGUUCACUCAGAAUUCGAUCUAUCAGUCGUCGAGCGUAGCCGCGGCUACAUCGUCGGGAAACGUGCAUCCGACUACAAGGCCGACGCCGGUCGAACAAAGCAACCCGAAUGCUGCUUCCAGUCAAGGACACGCUCAGGAACAAAGAGUGCCACCAAGUUCCUACGGCAAUAACGUCCAAACGCCAUCGAGCGCCCCCUCGAUUUAUGGCUCACCGCCGUCGCAGAACUAUCGCGCGCCGCAGCAGCAUCGAUCGAGCUCGAUUUCUUCGAGUAAUCCAGCAACGGACAGGUCGCCUCACUCGGACAGAUCGUCGCACUCGUCGCGCGUCUCCUCGUCUCCGUCUUGUUCGUCCGUGAACCCGUGCAGCCCUCGUCACACAGCCAGCUUAAGUCACAUUCCUUCAUCGCCAUCGCUGUCCUCUUCGUCGUCCUACCAGAAUCAUCCGGCGCACAUUCCUUCGUCGCACUUGCCAUCCGUUGGAAAUAUGAUACCACCGCAUCAUCACAGUCAACAACAAUCGCCACAACAACAGCAGCAGCAGCAGCAGCAGCAACAACAACAACAGCAGCAGCAACCUCAAAUGCAACAGCAUCAGCAGCAACAGCUUUCUAGUCGAAUAAACGCAUCGCCGCACUCGUACGCCAGUCGAAUGAUCGCUCACGGAACGUCCGCUGCGUCUUCGUCCUCCAGCUCGAAUCAAAUGCCACCACCGGCAGCGUUGACCGGUGGUUAUCAUCCAAUCGCUUCUCCCCACGAUGUUCCUCAUCACGCUACCCCAUCACCGCACAGACAAUCGCCUCACAUGUCCACCCUGCACACGCCUCAUGCAUCUCCUCAUCACACGACCUCACCGCACAGCAGCUUCCAGCCGCAUUCGCCGACUUAUCCUCCGCCGCCUCCGGCCACCUCCACCCCCCACUCGUACAGCCUUCCCAUCACGUCGCAACACUAUCAACCGAACACCGGUGGCUACGCUGCGAACCCGUACGGGCUACCACCGCCUCAGUCUUCGUAUCAUUCCUUCCAAAAGAAUCCGCAACCGCCGACGUCUCACGCGCAAGCAAACUACUAUCCGCAGUCCGGUCGAUCUCAAAGCCAGGCGUACGUUCAACAAAUGUCGAUUCCCGGCCCGACGCAAUCGAUCUGCUCCGGAAACGGAAACACCAACGGUGCGGCUGGUUAUCAGUCGAGCAAACCGGUAACGUACAACGGCGCCGAUUCGAAGAGAAACUCGAUGGAGGUGCCUUACGCCACCUCUUAUCGAUCUCAGCAGACGUCCGUGCAGAAGAGUGGCAACACGCACAACCUUCCACCCAUCGCUGCUCUCUCGUCCUAUCAUUCCAACAGGCGAGAAUCGGCGAGCAAAGCGCAAUCGGUGCAACGGCAACGCGGAUACAACGCGGCCAGCACGACGAACAAAGUUUCAGUGGUAACUCCUCCCACUUCCUCGAUGGCUGCGCCUCAAAGGGUUUCCGAAUAUCCGGUCACUCUGCCGGCCAUGAAUCACGCCAUGCCGGUCAACGGAAGGACGAACACGGUAACGAAUUCCUCUUACAGCAGAUACACCGGUCAACACGGUUAUCCGACCUACGCUACCACCAUGGCGCCUAGUCAUCAGGGGAGCAAUUCAUCCAGCAGCACCACCGUUACGUCCAUCGGUCAUGUAGCUUCGAGAUCUACCGUUCCAGCCACCACGAUACACAACUAUCAAACGUCGGACGCGAAUCGCGCGAUAUCCUCCUACCACCAUCAGCCUGUAAGAGCUACCGAGGACUACGGGGUGUACAAGGAGUACUCGUACCAAAAUUCCAGCGUCUCUACUGUCCAAUCUACCGCCGCUUCUCCCGUGGUCACCUCUCCACCGCAAACGAACGGUUUGAGAAAGAGAGAAUCUCCACUGGAUCUCUCCGUGAAAACGGUGAAAACGUCCGCAGACUCGACUGCGCAGGAUGAUGUCGAGACGAUCACCCCGGAAAAACAUGUUAGCAGCUCGACAGUGAUCUCGUCGCGAAACAACAGUUCGAGAACUAUGUUACCGCCCCCGACGCAAGCCUCCUCGCAACCAGCUGCGUAUCCUGCAUACGACAACCGACUGUCUAGCAAUAGCGGUCGGAACUUGCCACCAACGAGCGGCGUUCGAGCGUCCACCCCUCAAACGGUAUGCGCGCCGAAGGUCGACUUCCUGCCGGAUUUCAAUUCUACGCCGCUUCGUCAUCACCACGGAGGUCAACCAUCCACGCACGAGAACGCUCUUCAACGAAGAAGCUCGUCGCAGCAGCUGUACGCCCCACCCCCACAAUCCAUACCCUCGCAACAUCCGAACAACACCGCCCCACUGCCCCACAUGUCCACGUUCAAAAAGAGUUCACUGCCCACGACGCAGGUGUACGACCCGGUGACAGUGUCGACGCCUCUUCCACCAGCACCAUCGUCCUCCUAUCUGACGGCCAACGACUCCGCCGCAUCCAGAUCCACCAGGUAUCCACCGUCGAUGGUCGAUCCUGGAAGGAUAGGGCCGUCCGCUCUGCCACUUCAAGACUACCCGUCCGACCCAUCGAAGUAUUACCUCGAUAGCAGGAGCAAGUUCGGCCAGCCACCACCGCAAAGAGACCGGACACCCUCGAAGAGGCCUGGCGACACGAUUUACGGCACCGGUGGGCUGAACAAGCAGCCGAGGCUCGACACGUGGAUCCAUCAGAAGCUGUCGACCGCGAGAGCGUUGUACGAACAGAAGAUGAACAGGCAGGAGAUGAACAUGCCGGUCCCUUUGCCGAAUGGAACGCUGGUCGGGACGAACACUUACGAGCAGAGGUCGGACAGCGGAUACUCGUCGUCCGAGUCGAGCAGAUAUCAGCAAGCGUACUGUGAUAAGAGGAGCUAUGCGGAGUCUAAGGUCACCUACAGUUCGUCGCCAUACGUCCAUCCGGUGAUCACGAAGCCGACGAACGUGCACUCUCUGCCGCAGCAGGCCAAUGCCAGCCAACCGUCGAUGUACCCGAGUUAUAGACAGAGCCAGAAAACGGCCGGGCUGCCUUCUGGAGCCACUUCCGGUGGGCAAGCCACCGAACCACCGAGCAACACCGGCGCUGAUAAACGAGUGCUCAGCCUGCUGAGGAACAGCCUGGAGAACAAACAGCAGAGGGAAGAGCAGAUGAACAGCCAGCAGCCUAUCUUGGCCAAUCACGGUCAACAAAGUUUUCAAAACAAGGUUGUUGCACCGGUCGAGCCCAAAACGAACAUCGGAAGACACAACCUGUCACCAUUCACGGCGGCGAGCUUACUGGAACGAAACAGCAACACGCCACCCCAUUACAAGUUCCAUAUGCCGAGAGCGGUGGACUCGAUCACUCAGGAGGCCCCCCGUAGUUUGUAUGGCUCGAGAGUAAAUUCAUCCGCCACGCUACCUGGCAAGGAAGCACUCCUGGGACCCCGAGGAGCUGAGAAUCAGAUUCACCGUGACAAAGACGAUGGUUUCGCAGCCAUACUAGCCGCGAAAAUCAGAACCAAGGCGGAACUGAAACAGGUGGGAACCGGCCAAUUUGCAACGAAACCAACCACCAUGCCCUCUCAGGAUGCGUCGUCCACUCCGAAAGAGCUGGACAGCGCAGCUUCAACGUCGACGCCGCAGUCCGGUUCGUCGGCAGGUAGCCCGCCGAAACUGACGCGCGAGAAGGUAGCCUGCCUGCCACCACGGAGACGCUUGUUCUCCAGAACGGAAGAAGAGAACAUGCCGGUGGCCGCGACGGUUCCGGUUCCAGCGCCACCGCCUACAAUCGCCUCUAGCGUUCCAGCGCGGGCCAGCGGGUUCAGAAGCUCCUCCGAGACCUCGGUAUUCGACUUUCGGGAGAGCGAUUCCGAAGGUGAGAUGCCGGUUCUCGAGCGGCAGACGCUCGAGGAGAUGAGGAGGGACAGGAAACAGCUGUCGAAGGUGCAGCCGCCCGUUCCUUUGAACGACGCCAUGUGCAUGGGUAUGACCUCAUCGACGGAUCUCGUGCAAAUAGAGCUGAAGGAAAACGACAAGAUCACCGAGGUGGACACGUUCUGGUCGGCCACGUGCGACAAGUUCAUAGAGCAACUUCGGACGGGAGACGCAAUGAAAAAGCGCGGCCGUAAGAAGAAAGUUAGCUGCACCGUAACGUCCAAGCUCGACGACGCUAGCAACGACGCCGAUGGCAAGGAGACAGACGCCAACACGUCCCAAAUCAAGCCGGAGGACAUCAAGAAGGAGAUUCAGGACGUCGAUUCACCUCUGGACGGUAAGGACGAGUUCCCGGAGACCAGUAAGGACGACGAGCCUUCGGAGGCGAAGGACAUCAAGGUGGAAGUGAAGAUCGAGCCCGAGGCGAGCAAGGACGAAGAGAAGAAUUCCAGCGACGACUCGGACGAGGUGCCGUUGAUUCGACGGGCGAAGAAGAAACUGAGAAAGGACGACAGCGACUGCGAGGAGGAGAUAAUAUGCAGGAAGAGAAGAGUUCGCAGAGGGAGCAGGAUCAAAUUGCAGUCGUCCAGCGGCAGUGAAUCUUCGAGCGAAGAGAGCGACGCUAGUACGGAGUUUGGCCAUGGUUCUACGGUGGCCGACCGGCUGAGAGCUAGGAAGCGUUGCAACAACAGCAGCGCGGAGGCUGAGGGAAUGAAGCUACGAUCGAGGGAUACGACUCCGCAGAAGGCCAAGAACGAAGGAAAGGAGAUCAAGUGUUCGACUUCGAAGACCUCGUCGGCGUCUCAGAAAGGGAAGCCGAAACCUCUGUUCGGAGACGGUAGCGAUUUCAGGCCUGGCUGGGAGGAGGAGGUGUACGUUUACAAGAAAUCGUUGAGAAUGCCACCUAGGUUGAUCACCGUGUCGAGACCAUCGAGGUUUCACAGGCUGUCCACCUCGUUGCCCGAUUUGGACCCAGGUUCCCCAGCUCUGUCCGUCUCCAUGGACAGUUCCGACGUGUAUCUGAGCAGGAAGAAACUGGUAGACAGUGACGUAGAGUCCAACUAUAGUUUCAGUACCACCGGAAUUGGGAUAGGAAGCAAGAUAGACGACGAGGAGGCCACGUCGUCCACGACGAUCUCGUGUCCCCCGAAGGGUAUGAAGCAUUCGAGGUCAGAGAACAGUUCGAUCGUCGAUGUGUUGGCGCAAAAGGUAGGGACGAACAAAAAGGAACAAAAGAGGAAACAGAAACAGGAGAAAUUGAACAAAGGUGGCAAUAAAACGCUGCAGAAAGGUAGCAACGAACCCGAAUUGCUUCCAACACCGAGCCUGACCCCUCUGCUGGAGUCGACUAAAUUGCCAAAAAGCAAAUCGCUUGUCAAAGAUAACAAGGUGAAGGCCAUCAAAGUGACAGACUCGGUUCUACUCGGUUACUUCCGUAAGGAAACGGUAAACAACUUCCGCGACACGUUCAAAAACAAUCACGCCCUGCCCAACGAGUUCUCCACGCUGGUGCUGAAGAGCAGAACGAGAACGGAGACGCGCGUGUUGAAGAAACAGGCGACCAUCCGAGAAGUUUUUGGCGAGGACAGGCCAGCCUCGGCACCACCUAUGCAAAAUCACGACGACACGUCUCAGGACGACGACUCGCAGAACGAAACGCCGGAAAACAGACUGAGCAAGGAGAGGACGUUGAAGCAGAAGGUGGUGUCGCGAUUGAAAAGCGCUGGUAUAUUGAGGAGGCACAAGGCGCUUAUGAACUCGAAGCAGCGUCACCUGCUGAUGAAGGACCGAAAGGAUUUGUUGAAAUCGUUGGCCGAGAAGAAGUUGCGCCGAUUGAAGACGGAGGCGGAAGAGGAGCCGGCGCAGGAAGAGGCAAACAACGCGCAGGAGGCAGAGAACAACGAGCUGGACGACGAGACCAACGAGUCAGAAGUUCCUAACAAAAAGAAGCUCAAGUUGAGGACAAGCAGGCGGAAGUUCCGCUCCGGAUUCGAUUAUAUUCGCAAGAAGAAGAAACCCUUGAAGAAGGACGAGGCGCUGCCGAAAGAGAGGAAGAGGCAAGUUCUAGCGAGGCCCAGUCCAGAAUGCGUAGCUGACAUACAGUCUGAGAUUAGAACAUGGGUGAUCAAAAAGGGUGUCGGCGAAACGAUGCUGCACCGUGCCGCCAGGCUCGGUUACACGGAUGUCACUGCGUACUGCUUGGAGAAACUGAAUAACGCGCCGAGCCCAAAGGAUAACGCGGGUUACACGCCGCUGCACGAAGCCUGUUCCAAGGGUCAUCUCGAAAUCGCGAAAUUGUUGCUCGCGUACGGCGCGAACGCGAGCGAAAGUGCCAACGGUGGAAUAAGACCACUUCACGAGGCAGCAGAAAAUGGUGCUACCGAACUUGUACGCUUGUUACUUUCUUACGGCGCUGAUCCCUUAUUAGCUACUUAUUCCGGUCAAACUCCACUGAUGUUGGCUGCAGAUACCGACGCCUAUUCAAUUCUGCAGCAGCACUUAGACGAUAUCCAGGGUCGAGCGAACACAGCGUGGUCUUUUGGCGGCCCGUCUUCUAUUUUCGACCCAGAAGAGACCGGCUACAAUCCUCUCGACGAUUCUCCAAUGGACAAUCCGGAGCCCGAAUUGGACGAAAUUGAGAUGGAAGUGAGCGAUGUGAACCUGCCAGUUCUCUUCUCUCUCGCCAACGAUCCCGACAAGUGGGUGCUGCUCCAGGACUUGAUGGCCGCCCUCAGAAUAAAGAGCAGAGACGCGCUGCUGCGUCAAGUGAAUCCGAAAGCUCACGCCGGCCCGCCGGCCAUCGCUCACCGCGACGUCAUGAGAGAACUGAAGCUCCAAGAUUUCCUGGAACAGUCCCGUUGCUGCCACCUGCUCAGCGGCGGCGAGCGUAUCAACGUGCGAGGUUCGAAGGUGACCCUGAUCAAGUACAACGAGAAAGUGAGAUCCCUGUUGAACGUGGAGAAAAUGGUGAUCAGCCUGAGGUGACAGGAGGUGCCACUGGGGCGAUCGUCGCCCCAGGCAAAACCGUCGACUUCCGCCGCGAGAGAAACGUCGAAGAAGAGCUCGAGCGUUUCGCCUAAACGCGAGAGGCAGGCCAGAACGCGGCAGGCUAACAAGACAGCCGCUACCGAUUGAACUCGAAUUAGGGAAACUUCCUAUUCGGCCGUGAAAAGUAUACUCUUUCUCAGCUCGAUGAUUGACACUCGAGCGAGAAACUUCAUUCGAUCGGGAAUUGAAUUACUCUCUGCCGAUUCAGCUCCGACGAGGAGAACAGAAUCGGGGUCGAUUGAACGAAUAGGUAGAACAGGCGAGCUCACCGACAUCGAAGGACAAGAUGGCAGUGUUUUCCCACGCGUUCUAUUAGCAGUAUUUUUAUUUACAGGUGUCCCGCACGGGACACAUCGACGUGAUAUUUGAUCGAUAAAUUUCUUCGAACGAUGAUCAAUUUCUGUGACGAUGUUUCGGAGGGAAGAUCGUCGUCCUGUUCGAACGAUAAUUUUGUUUCGACGAUUUGAAGGGAACGGAAGAGUUCGAACAAUUUUUGCGAACUUGUAGUGGAUAAAGUUCCCACGACAGAUGUCUGUGCUCCGCAGUAGAUUUUAAUCGCGAUGUUGGAACUUUUGGUGGAACGUGUUAUUCUAUUUUUCGUUGAAAAGUCGAUAUGAGAGAAAGAGAGAGAGAGAGAGAGAGAGAGAAAGAGAGUGAAAGAGAUAGAGAACUCGAAACACCGUCGCGUCCACUUUGGCAAGGAAUGAAAUGUUGCGAAUUAUCGGAACAUGCGAAUUACAAUUAUUAUCAGCUUUCUCACGUUGUUAACCAUCGUUGUUGAUUUAAUUAAUUACGUUUUCGUUUCUCUCUCUCUCUCUCUUCCUCCGUCUGUCUUUCUGUUUCUCUCUUUUUUCUUUUUUUACUAGGUACUAGCGAGUCAAUUAAAGUAUAACUCGGUUACAUGUUUACCGUUUCUAGAUUUAAGCAAGCGUUUACUAAUCGUCGAAAUAUAUAUGGAGCAUUUACGUUUUUCUUCACCGUUAAUCUCUUCUUCCUUUCGUUUAUUUUUCCUCUGGGAUGUGCAAUUUCGCGAGUCUGCUUGUUGUUGUGUCGUUAGCGUCUCGUUGAGCCUGAGAUACCAUACAAGGAUAUACGCGAUCGUAAUGUUCAGUGUGCAAUAACUCGUCAUCGAAACUCGUGAUUGAUCCUCGAAUUAACGGUUUCCAGAUUAUGUUCAAUCUCGUUUGCUCGUUGCAACCAACGCGUUCACUGUUGCCUAGUUCUACCUUGUUUUCAUUGAUGCUUUCUUUUGUUUAUUUUCUGUUAUAAAAAGAAAAAACAAAUCUAAUUAGCAAACUGAUUACGUUAAUUUUCUCUACGUUACCGAUCCACGAGAAACGACGAGUUCCAAACAAACGUUUCAAGGACCACGAACGUUCAGCAGUGAACGUGUUCCAAGAGUCGUCGGCGCAUUCGAUUCGCGAGGCAAGUCUCCUCGGAUACGUCGAUGGAACCGAUCUCUACGUACUUAUAUAUAUAGCUUCGGAGGCGUGCUAGAUAUUACACGUGCCGGGACAAGAAAGAUGGAAAACGAUGUGAAAGGAACAGGGAGAAACUCCUACGUAUCCAUAGACAGGGAAGCUUCUACAAGUUCUUUUUUUUUUUUUUUUUCUUUUUCUUAAGCUCGCUCGCUCGCGCACGCGUUUCAUUUGUCUCCGUGUGUACAGAGGAAUAUCCAAUCGUUCUGAUCAGUCUCAGGGAAAUAUCCGUACGCGUAUUCUCGAUAUAUCCUAUGCGUUGCAUCGAUUUGAACAGGGACGCGGCCAGGCGAUCUCCAUGGUCGAUCGACGGACUGAACGUUCGUCAGAAAUUAGUUGUACGUUAUACCGUUUCCAUUGACUUCUUCGCGAUGUACAAUAAAUAGAAAGAGAAAGAGAGACAAUUGUUCGAGUCUCUCUUCGUGCAUUGAAACGAACGACUCCCAUGAUCGACGCCCAAGAUCGACCCGGGGGGUGGCUAAUCGCUCGCUCGCUGCUUGUUUUAAUUUUAUUUAGCUGACAAUUUCUAAACUCGAAUGCAUUGCCGGUUAAUGCCGUGCACGGAGUACGAUUUACACGUGUACAUAAGCUAUUUUCGAACGGAAAGCCAAGCGCGUGCACCGUUCGCAUACGCGCGUGCACCCCGAAGGACCCCGGUUUUCUUCACGUUCGCGUCCGCGAUUCUCGUCGCCGAUGUUCCAGAACAAUAUAACAUAAAAAGAGAAACAAAAGCUCUCGAAACGAGAUUCAGGAGAACAAUAGAGAGAAGAAGGAAGAGAAGAAACACGAGAAAUAUAAAGUGUAAGCGAAACACAUAGACGGAAUGGCGGUUAGGGGAGGGGUGGUGAAUCGAGGCAGAAAGGGAGAGAAGUAACUGUACGUAUUGUGCGUGUAAUGUACCUUUUAAAUGUAAAGUAGAUACCGAGUAUAAUAGUGUAAGUAGACAGGAAGAAAAAAAAAAAAAAAAACGAAGAACAGAGACACGACACUUGUUCAUAUUAACUAUAGAGGCGUAUACACACAUUUACGCACGUGUAAUUGUACUAAGGCGUAAAAAGGAGAAAAGGGGGAGGGGGGGAGGGAGAGAAGCCCGGCGUUUUAGACUAACUCGCGGGAAGAACGUUGUAAUUUCAGCGAAAAGAAUCCGAAUAAUACGCCGUUAUUCGGCGUAUGUAUAUGUAUAUACACAUACAACACGCAGAUAAUUUCUCGCAAUAUAAUAGGGGCUAUCGCAGUUACUAUCGCUAACUAAUUAUUACUAUUAUUAUUAUUACUACUACCGGUCACCGAUUACUACUACGGAAUACUACGAAUUACCGCUAUUACUAUUUACUAUUUGCCACAACCACUACUAUUACUACCACCAACUACAACUACUGUUACUAUUAUUACUGUCACGACUAUCCGCUUUUUUUAUUGUACGAUAUAUACAUAAUACCGAACUAUGAAUGUACAUUUUCUUAGCUGUAACGUUUCCUCCUCCUCCACAUUGUAAUUUAUAUAUUAUAUUCGAGGAAUACAUUACUUCUAAAUGUGUUAAAAAGAAAGGAAAAGGAAAAAAAAAAAACAAAAACCGCUGCUGCUUUACGAAGAAGAAGGAAUUCUAUGUGAAAAAGAACAAAAUAUAUUAUAUAUAAAUAUAUAAAUAUAUAUGUAUAUACACGUACAUAUAUAUAUAUUUUAUUUCAGAAGUUUAGUUUAAUGGAUAUAUAAUGUUGAAAAAAAAAGAGAAAAAAAAAAUACGCGAGGAAGAAUACAAAUUAAAAAUUUUCUCUGUGAUUCGUCUAAAGGAUGGAACUAUGGAAGUAAGCGAAAUAAAAUAAAAAAAAAAAACAAGAAAAACAAAAACAAAAAACAAGAAAGAGUUACGAUUAUAAUUAAUUAAUUCAUAUUAUUAAUUGUCAUCGUCAUUUAUCAUUGCUCUGUACCGACAAACGUUUAUCGAACAACCAAGUCACAACGGACCGACAAACUCGAUUUUCGUAAAUGAACUCGACUCGUGAUUUUCUUUUCGCUAAUAAACAGUAACGAGUUAUCCUAUCGAUGUAAUAAAAACAAGUAUUUUUACCGA